Sphaeramia orbicularis (orbiculate cardinalfish) is the source of this 1308-nucleotide messenger RNA. RefSeq names its product 5-hydroxytryptamine receptor 3A-like. Gene Ontology annotation, cellular component: membrane. Gene Ontology annotation, biological process: monoatomic ion transmembrane transport. Gene Ontology annotation, molecular function: extracellular ligand-gated monoatomic ion channel activity; transmembrane signaling receptor activity. The transcript is spliced from 10 exons. Lineage: Eukaryota; Metazoa; Chordata; Actinopteri; Kurtiformes; Apogonidae. The record is from RefSeq and is a predicted model, not a curated record. Bases 1 to 1308 code for a protein of 435 amino acids.
AUGUACAUUUCUGCUGCAGAUGGGGUGUUCAGUAAGACAAACUGCACUUAUCAGGAUGUCUUGAAUCACCUGAACCUGUUCACAAACAAUGACCUGUUCAUCAUGACCCGGCCUGUUAAAGACUAUACACAGGCCUUAGAAGUUAGCCUCGACUUAGCGCUGUAUGCCAUUCUAGAUGUGCAAGAGACUGAGCAGAAAUUUGUUCCCUAUGUUUGGAUUUUUAUGAGCUGGAAAAAUGACCAUAUUUUAUGGGAACCAGAUGAAUUUUGUGGGAUUUCAAACAUUACUAUUCCCACUGAUGUACUGUGGAAGCCCGAUAUAACUAUUGAAGAGAUGAUAGAGAAGGACAAGGCUCCUCCAAGUCCAUAUCUCAUCAUUUUCAGCGGAGGUCUAGUUGCCCUUAAAAAUGAUCAGGUUCUGGUCAGCACCUGCAGGAUGCACGUUUACAAAUUUCCCUUCGACACACAAAGUUGCACUCUUUCAUUCAAGUCAGUCGUCCACUCUGACAGAGAGCUACGACUCCUCCUCUCUGCUAAUUCUGCUGAAGUCACAGAGUAUUCUCGUGAGGUGAUGCGAACCCAGUACGAGUGGCUCUUCAUCAACAUGACAGUCGCUAACCAAACUGUCAACAAAUAUGGACUAGACCAAGACAUAAUCAUUUAUACUAUCGAAAUGAAGAGGAGGUCUAUGCUGUACGUCGUCAACUUCUUGCUGCCAGUCCUGUUCUUCCUCUGUCUGGACUUGUCCUCCUUCCUGAUCUCAGACAGAGGAGGCGAGAAGCUGAGUUUCAAGAUCACGGUGCUGCUCGCUGUCACCGUGAUGCAGCUUCUUCUCAAUGAAAUCCUUCCUGCAUCAUCAAACAGGAUCCCACUUAUAGCUGUCUACUGCAUUGGCAUUUUUGGGCUGAUGUUGCUCAGCCUCCUGGAGACGACUGUGGUGAAGUAUCUGAUUGAGAAAGACUAUGAGUUCCAAAACAAAGAGGUAGACAGAGACCCGAUCCAGAGUGAGGACUGUGGUGACCAAUCAACCUAUAACCAUCAUAAACCGAAGAGAUGGUGUCGAUGUUUAUGUGACGUGUCUUCUGAUGACACUCCAUCUGAACUACUUGCGGACCAAAAGAUCAUCGUCAGCCAACCCACAGAGGAGUACCAAUCCCUGGAAAAGGUUUCAACCGAGCUGAGGGAACUGCAAAAAACACUGUCUUUAAUCAUCAACCGCAGCAGUGAAGAGGAGAAACCUGGCUACUGGACCCAGAAUGAUAAUGGUUCAGCUCGACAUUUGUCUUGCCUUUCUAGUGUGAAGCGUUGA